GUUUUUCACCACACAAUCGAUCAUCUUCUUCAUUCAUCCCAAGAUGGCUAAUCUUUGUGUGAAAAACAAUCUUCUGACACUUGUUGUUGUCGCAAUAAUCUUAGCAGGAGUGGUGCCCGGAUAUGUAAAGGCUCAAAACUGUGGCUGCGCCGCCAAUGAAUGUUGCAGCCAAUACGGCUACUGUGGCACCAGCAGUGACUAUUGUGGGCAGGGGUGCAGAGAAGGCCCUUGUACUGGUGGAUCCCCUACUACGCCUACUUCGAGCGGCGUUUCGGUGGCGGAUGUUGUGACGUCAGAUUUCUUUAACGGGAUACUUAAUCAGGCCAGUGGAGAUUGUGCAGGGAAGAGCUUCUACACCAGGACAGCAUUCCUUGAUGCUCUUAACUCGUAUACUCAGUUCGGCACUACUGGUACUGCUGACGAUUCUAAGCGUGAGAUUGCUGCUUUCUUCGCCCAUGUCACGCACGAGACUGGAUCUUUUUGCUACAUAGAAGAGAUAAACGGUGCUUCCCAGGACUACUGCGACGAGAGUAAAACACAGUAUCCAUGCAACCCAAACAAAAAAUACUAUGGCCGUGGACCUCUUCAAAUAACCUGGAAUUACAAUUAUGGACCAGCCGGAAAUAGCAUCGGGUUCGACGGAUUAAACUCUCCUGAAACAGUGGCCACAGAUGCUGAUAUUUCGUUUAAAACGGCCUUGUGGUUUUGGACGCUGAAUGUUGAGCCAGUCCUAAGCCAAGGGUUCGGGGCAACAAUUCGGGCGAUUAACGGGGCAAUUGAAUGCAAUGGUGGAAACUCUGGUGCUGUCCAAUCUCGCAUCCAGUAUUACACUCAAUACUGUAACCAAUUCGGUGUUUCUACCGGUGAUAAUCUCAGUUGCUAGGAUCCAUAAUCCUCUCUUUUCUGGGUUACAAAGAAAUAAAGAAUGCCAAUUCUAAUAAAUUAGGUUAAAGAGAACUUCUUUCUCUUCUUGUAUUGCCCACACUCUUUAUGGGCAUUCGAUGACCUCAUAAAUGAAAGAAAUAAAGAUUACGUAUUAUAAUUUGCUUUUA
Molecule: messenger RNA, 1052 nt
Organism: Alnus glutinosa
Lineage: Eukaryota; Viridiplantae; Streptophyta; Magnoliopsida; Fagales; Betulaceae
Product: endochitinase EP3-like
Exons: 2
Coding region: 44-883 (279 amino acids)
Biological process (GO): chitin catabolic process; cell wall macromolecule catabolic process; carbohydrate metabolic process
Molecular function (GO): chitinase activity; chitin binding
Source: RefSeq, a predicted model, not a curated record